Messenger RNA from Phyllotreta striolata, 594 nucleotides. Lineage: Eukaryota; Metazoa; Arthropoda; Insecta; Coleoptera; Chrysomelidae. The record is from the annotation of a GenBank genome assembly.
AUGGAAGGAAUUUUGUGGAAAUGGACUAAUUAUUGGAACGGAUGGCAGACGAGAUGGUUCGUUUUAAAAAAUGGAAUUCUCUCUUAUUAUAAAUCGCAAGAUGAAGUCAACCAAGGUUGUAAAGGCUCUCUAAAAGUACAAGCAUGUGAAAUCAACGUCAACCCUGUUGAUACAACACGAAUGGAUUUGGUUAUUCCUGGUGAACAGCAUCUCUACCUACGAGCAGCCACGUCUCAAGAAAGGCAACAAUGGUUGGUAGCUUUAGGUAGUGCGAAAGCAUGUAUAGAAGGCAAAGAAAAAUUAUUUGAAUCUAAUCCGGACACUUUGAAAUCAAAGAAAUGUGAAUUACGAUUAUAUUGUGAUCUACUGAUGCAACAGGUUCACAUAAUUAAAUCGUCCACACAAGAUCAAAAUCGGCCUAAUAUUGAAGAAGUGGACGAGGCUACUAGAUCAUUAGGUGCAACAUGUGAUACAUUCAUUAAAACCCUCGAAGAAUGCAUGAAUCUAUCGAAUAUAGAUGUAAAAAACCCGUCGACUCCAAGUUGUGAUAAUUCAUUUCCAUUGCCAAAAACAAUUCCAUCCAAUAGAAAGUUA